AUGACCGACAGAGAUCAACUGACUGGCAGCAUCUACCAGGAGUAUGCCAAGCUCAUAGAGCCUAAUGGCGAUGGUCACUAUCUAUAUAAACCUCAACCAUUUAGUAAGCUCCAGCCCGGCGCGAUCGGGUACUUCGACAGUCACGGAAAGUGGAACCUGAUUACCGAUACUUCCGUCCCCGGAGAUCCUGAAAGCAAGGGAUCCACAGGGCUUGAUCAGCCCCUGCAGCUGAUAGAUGAGGGUUUUGAGCACCCUUACACACAGCUGCUCGAGGAAUGGGUCAAGGAAACUGCAAAGGCGCUUGUGAGCUCCGUCCAUGGUGCCGAUAUCAAAGAGUACGGCCUGUGGGCAAUCCAAAAGACAUGGUCAACCCAGGAGUGUGCCAUAGCUAUGCCAAGCGCGCAUAGCCGGGACAGCAGCGCGGGUUUGGCCCUUGCAGCCACCGGUGUGGGGAAGAUUGGAGGUAGUGGUUCGUCCCUUGCAAAGGCCAACAUUGAGGGCUGGUCGACGUACAAAGCGGAUGAGGACGACAUAGCAUACGUUGUCUCGUACUUCGCACCUAUCUACAGGCUUCCCACUAUCCAAGUUCUCCGUAAGAGUCCGCUCAAGAAGGUCCAAGAACGGACUGCUGACAGUAACGAGUACUGCAAAUUCGUUUACAAUGACAACGGAAACCAGACCGGAGUUGAGUACUACAGACCCGUGUAUGAUGAGAGCGGGACGCAGAUCGGAGAGGAGAAGAUCGACAGAGAAGCCGAGAAGAAAAAGGGGAAGAGGAGAGGAAGAGAAUGGAAGAAGAGGAAAACCCCCUUGAAGAAGACAACCCGCUUCAAGAAGACAUCGUUGUCGAGACCGCUGGUACUAUUGGAUUGA
Messenger RNA from Aspergillus fischeri NRRL 181, 873 nucleotides. RefSeq lists its product as uncharacterized. NCBI's taxonomy places the organism in Eukaryota, Fungi, Ascomycota, Eurotiomycetes, Eurotiales, Aspergillaceae. The record is from RefSeq and is a predicted model, not a curated record. Bases 1 to 873 code for a protein of 290 amino acids. The transcript is spliced from 4 exons.